AUGAGGAGAAAUGUAAUGUUGGCAGGUGGCACUGCAUUGGAGGAUGGUGAAAUUGAAGACGAUGAUGAUUUAAACGAUAUUCGCAGGAGCACAUCAGUGGAAAUAAGUUCAGAGAAAGUAACACAUGUUACAUCGGCUAGUCUGGACGAGGAACGAGAACGCGAAGUGGACCGUAUUAUUCGUGAAGUGCAGGAAGCAGCAGAUAAGUCAGAAUUCACAAGCCUAAUCUCUGCUGAACAUUCAGUAGGAAAUGUCAAUUCAGAUGAUGAGGACGCUUUGCGUUUAGCAGUGUUAAAUACAAGCAGGGAUAAAAGAUUUGUGCGACGACACUUGUCGCACGAAGCAGAAGAAGGAGAGAUCAUUGAUACUUCGUACGUGAUACCAAGAAAUCAGCAAUUGAAUGCGCGUUCUUCAUCGCGGCAAACCUGGGUGCAACUGAAACGAAAGCAAAAUAACAGAUUUCAAAGGUAUAAUGAUAUGCAAAAUCGCAUCAAGAAUAGUAAAUUCCGUGAAACUGCGGUACCACUCAAGGUGACGGUACGGAAUGAUAACGCAAACGGUUAUUCACGUUAUAUGCUAAAUAAUCAGGAGAAAGCGGUUGCACCAACCAGUAGUGCGGAGAUGUUAGGAACAACUGUGAAACAAUUUUCAAACCCAUUUGAAGAGCAACUGCAUCGACUUCGAUUGCGAGUGGAAGCAAGUAAAUUUUCGAAAAGGAUGGAGAAUUUAGGAGAUAAUUAUGAGCAAGUUGGAAUGGAUAUCGUGGACAGUGAUCGAGACUCACGUUCACGAUCAUCACCAGCAUCGCCGUUAAUCGAUACUAUGUCUAUUCACCCUCAUGAAAUGCAAAUCCGAAAUGCGGUGCCAUCCGAUGGUGCUGAUAACGAAGAAGAUGUCGACCAACUGCGUGCUGAACUCUUGGAGCAGAUAAUGCAAAAAAAGAAUGACAAGAAGUUAACAUCUUUGAAAUUGUCACUUGAAGAAGGUGAAUUAAGCAGUGCAAAUUCAGAAGAACAAGCUGCUCAUGGUAGUAAUGAAAAACCAAGUUCCAGUUACAGGACCGAAAGGCAUUGUUCUAAAAGAUAUACAAAUGUCGCAGAACAAAACCGGAAAUCUAUAGUAGAUCGGAAGCGUUCAAGGAAGGAUGAUUCUUUAUCAAGUGGUAGUGAUGAUGGACCAGUUCAAGACUAUCGUAUCAAGUUACCACGAAAAAGAAAAGAAAACUUCCGCGAAACUAUUUCCAAGAGGUUACGUUGGAAAUCAAAGGAUGAAUUUGGCGACAUAUCAGGAGUAGAAGGGAGAAAGGCUGAAGAUUGGGAACGUAUGGUUGAUGUUGAAAGGAAAGUGUUGAAGGAAAUUGAAAGAAAGUUAAGACAUCGUGACGACCAAAAAUGUGUUGCGCGAAGAAAGCGUGAUAACUUUUUGGAGAGAGCAAAUCGCUGUGCUCGUCAACUCGGCGUUCUUGAAGUAGAGAUGGAAGUACUUCGAUGUGAUCAAGAAAAGGCGAAGGGUCGUCUGUCGUAUUUGGAACGGCAGUUGAAUAAAGCACAGUAUGAAGAGAAUUAUAAGGAUACAGAGACGAAGACAUUUGGAAAAGAAAGUAAACGAAUGGAACGACAGGUAGAAGAAGCUGAAUCGAUGGAAAAUAUGAACAAGGACGUUGAACAUGUUUAUGAUCCUACGCAAAUGGUGAUCAAGUCGGAAAAUGAUGCAGAAGGAUGGGGAACGGUAAAAGCGGGCGUUCUAGAACAUUCUGAGCCGUUGAGUAUGACUAUUGCGAUGGAUUACUCUGAUGAUCGAGAUGAUGUUUCAAGGCCUACAAAUAGUAGUAGUGGAUCGCAGCAUUCUUCUAUAGAUAUUUUGGGAGAUUCCGAUAUAAUUGAAUUAUCAGAUUCGAGUGAUUCAAUGAAUGGUCUUGUCACAGCAAUGCGCGAGUUGGAGCAAGAAGAAGAGUUAGAAGCGAAUUCCGUUGCAAAAGCUGCAACUGCGAAUAGCCCCAAUGUUUGUCAGGAAAAUCCACACAAAGAAAGAAAGAUCAAUCGUACUGUAACACUAAGCGAAAAAGAUGUUAAUGAACUUAAAAAUAAUCCAUUAAUAAUGUUUAACGGAUAUCGCAUAUCUCCAACAUUCCCUUACCAUCUGAUAGCUCAUCGAGCUUUGUCAAACAAGUUGGACCCAUUGAAACCGCUUUGUUACUAUGAAUUAUUAGGAAGAUGCGCUGACUCAACGUGUCCAAUGCAACAUGAAGAGGAUUAUUUGCUGUCCGAUGAAGAAUUGAUAUGUAGCGUAUUAACUUAUUGUCCGAACCUUUGCCCACCUAAAAAAAUGUUUUCCGAAUAUGCUCGUGAAAUAUUGAAAGAACAUGAAACAAAACCAGUGGGCGAAAUUAUUGAGGAUAUGCUGAAAACCCUUCCGGAUACCGAACGUCGUAUAAAAGUUUGUGAGAUGGCUACUAAAUGUAGACCGCUAUCGAAAUGGUAUUCGAAAGAUAAUGAAUCCAUAGAAUACGAAGUGCCUCAGCAAUUCCAUCAGUUAUCGCUGUAA
This is a messenger RNA of Loa loa (African eye worm), 2544 nucleotides long. RefSeq lists its product as hypothetical. Lineage: Eukaryota; Metazoa; Nematoda; Chromadorea; Rhabditida; Onchocercidae. The coding region runs from base 1 to 2544 and encodes 847 amino acids. The record is from RefSeq and is a predicted model, not a curated record. Gene Ontology annotation, cellular component: nucleus; exosome (RNase complex). The transcript has 17 exons.